This is a messenger RNA of Penicillium argentinense, 1470 nucleotides long. RefSeq lists its product as uncharacterized. Bases 1 to 1470 code for a protein of 489 amino acids. Gene Ontology annotation, cellular component: site of double-strand break; nucleus. The transcript is spliced from 4 exons. Lineage: Eukaryota; Fungi; Ascomycota; Eurotiomycetes; Eurotiales; Aspergillaceae. Gene Ontology annotation, biological process: double-strand break repair. Gene Ontology annotation, molecular function: ubiquitin-protein transferase activity; metal ion binding; nucleosome binding. The record is from RefSeq and is a predicted model, not a curated record.
AUGGAAGGCGAAAAUGGAACUGGAACGGAGGCGUCCGGGUUUGUGAACACACUCCAGAGCCACGUCGAUGAUAUUAGAGGUCUGCUGCACUGUGGGAUCUGCAUUCGGCCUCUCUAUGAACCUUUCACCCUUGCCUGCGGUCAUACUUUCUGCUAUUCCUGUCUCUCGUCAUGGUUCGCUGGAGGCCGAUCGAAGCGAACUUGUCCUGAUUGUCGAGCACCUGUCAAAACCCUGCCCGCACCGGCAUACUUGGUACGGGCAGUUGUGCAGAUGUUUACAAGUCGCGCGGAGCUCCUCGAUGAAGGCGAGACUACAGCCGAGCAUUCUUCAAACCAGAAAGAAGAGUCGGAGCGACUGGACCGAGACAAAGCGAAUACCGAUCCGCGGCACGGAGGUCUUUUCGGAGGACUGUUCAACCCAAAGCCACCUCAGCUCCAUCCUAUUGUCGACGUAGAUGACAACGUCACUCGCUGCCCACAGUGCAACUGGGAGCUGGCGGGUGACGAGGUAUGCGAGAGUUGUGGAUACAUUUACCAGGCAGAAUCUGAUGGAUCGGACUACACAGACGAGUCUGAUGAUUUUAGCGGAACCGAAGACUACGACGGGGAAGUCGAGAACGACGAGUUUGGUGAUUUUGAUACAGGUGAUUUCGAAGUCCACCCGCGAAUGACUGGUACUGUGUACACUUUCAAUCCCGGUCUUGAUCCUACGCGCCCGUAUCACCUACCUCCUCGCCCUCCAUUCUUCCAACCUCCGACUGGUGGAGUCGCUAAUUUGAAUAAUCUUCUUAACCCGGAUUCAAACGACUAUGACGACGACUACGAAGAAGAGGAGCCCGAUGAGUACGAAGCGGAUUCGUUCAUCGAUGAUGAAGAACGCCCUAGUCACACUGAAGAAUGGUCCCAACCUUUCGGUUCCAACGAUGUACGGCAAAAUUUACCUCCCUACCGGCCAUCCUCGUCUGUACCUUCCUCUCCUGUGUACCAAGACAUUUCCUUCCACGAUGAGUACGAAGACGAAGAUGAGGUUGUCAGUCGACCACGUCGUCUUCUUCGUGGAACCUACUCCAGUGACGAGGAAGAAAAUGAAGAGGAUACUAGUAGCGUGACCGAACAGCCUCACCCAAAUCCUCGGCGCGGAGCCUUAACAAGCGACGAGGGUGAUCAUGAAGAGGACAGCGAGGUGGCAGAGGACGAAGACAGUCUCGUUGCUGAGGUACAUGCUACAGAUGCGAAUGCGAACCGUGGACGCCGCCGUAACCAUCGUGUGAUCUUUGAUGAUGACGACGAGGACAGUGAACCGUCAAGCUCAAGCCCUCCGCCCCAGAGAAGACCAGUGGGACCUUCACGGACUGGAGGAGCCUCUGCUAGCAACGUCAUCACUAUCGAUGACUCUGACGAGGACCAACCCGUUGGUCCUGUCAGAAGAAGAACGGUUCAACGACCACAUUUCCGAUUUUCACCAUACUAG